AUGGUGCCUCUAAUUAUGUCGGUUUCAAGAGAAGACAACCCCAGCAGCGCUUUUGAAGAGUUCGGCACGCACUUGUCCCUGUAUGAUGAUAGUUUCCAUUUUGUUGAGAAGCCAGUGCCAGCAGCGUCGUCUUCGCCGUUGCCAGCCGUGGAAGACUCUAAGGGUACACUGCCGCCAUCUGUCUUUUACCCAAUUUGCAAGAAUGCAGAAGAUGCCGCUGGUCAGGUCAAGGUCAAGCGGAAGUGUGGACGGCCAAGGAAUCCAAUCCCGCGCCACAAACGGGAAUCCCACAUCAAUGCCGAGCACAGGAGGAGGGGCAAAAUACAGGAUGGCUUCCGAACACUGAAAGGUAUGGUACCAAAGUACGAACAGAGCUCAGGACGGGACAGCAAGGCAGAUAUUCUGUUUAAAGCUGUGGACUACUGCAAGCUGCUGCAGAAUGACAUCAAGGAACUCGGCUCGACCAUCGAGGCUCUCCGAGAGGAGAAAGAUGCUGUCAGUGUGGACAUCAAAAACUACAAAACUGUUGUACCAGAUCUGAGUUUAUACGACGAUUCGUCGGUCAGCCUCGAUGAACACUACAGCGACUACGUGCAGUGCAAGUCCAAGGAACACUGGGCGUUUGCAACCUUCAAGGUUAUAAUGCGACCCUUGUUUGAGUCCUACAAACUCUGCGUGAGAGGGAAUUCCUUGGCAGAGUUCCUGCAAUCUGUAGCAGACUGGGCGGCAAAUUCGCUGAGUCUUUCCAAUCUUAGAACUGGUAAGUUUCGUUGUUGGAUUCUACUCAGUGGCGAUGAAUGA
This is a messenger RNA of Candidula unifasciata, 801 nucleotides long. Lineage: Eukaryota; Metazoa; Mollusca; Gastropoda; Stylommatophora; Geomitridae. The record is from the annotation of a GenBank genome assembly.